Caenorhabditis bovis is the source of this 663-nucleotide messenger RNA. The record is from the annotation of a GenBank genome assembly. NCBI's taxonomy places the organism in Eukaryota, Metazoa, Nematoda, Chromadorea, Rhabditida, Rhabditidae.
AUGGUCGCUCGCGGCCGUGUCUGCUGUCUGAGUCUCUCGACAGCACUCGCUCUUCUCUCGUGCGCGCUUCUUCUCGUCAGUUUGCUCUCCGCCUCUUUUCGAUAUUUUGAUGAGAGCGGUGCUCGUCGUAGUUAUGGUCUCAUACGGUUUUGUUAUUCGCCACCGUCGAAUGAAAGAGCCGUGGAGGACGAUAGCAACUCGAAAAUAUGCCAUCUGCGAACUUAUAUCAACUCGGCGUACUGUGUCUCAGACAUAUCGUCGUCUCAUAAAUCGACGAGAAACUGUUUCGGCGAGUUCGAACUCGCCACAAUCAUUCUAAUGUCAGCUUCGAUGGCCUGUUGUCUUCUAGCAUUUUUCUUCUCGAUUUGCACGAUUUUCACCUCAUUCGGAGCUCUUGCUCACAGUGUCAUUCUUAUUGCUGCAACUAUUUGCUCGGUUUCCGGAUUUUUUGCCUACACAUUUUUCUACGAACUCAAGGAAAAUCAAUACGAAACUAUCAAAGGAUAUCAGUUUCAGCUUCACUACGGUUGGGCAUAUUAUAUUUUUGGAUUUGCCGGAUUUUUGCAAUUCGUGGCAGUUGGCUGCAGCUUGUUCGGAUCGGCAAUGGUUCUUGUUCACAAAAAUAAGAAAAGACAGUCGAAAGUGCAAAGCACUUCCUUGUAA